CUUCCCUCUCCCUUGGCUUGACUUGCACUUCUUUCUCAGGUCUUUCUCCUCUAAUAAAGAAACAGCCCACGGUGAUACUUGGGCCGCAACAGGUGACAUGGGAUUUCUGAGCUACAGUUGGUUGGUUGAACACCACCAUUCAGUAAAUAUUUCUUGUUUAGGCACUAUUAAGGGUCAAAUGAAAUACAAAGCAGCAACUUUGAAGCAUGAGUAAUGGACCUUGGCAGCCCCAAGUCUACUUGGCUUCACUGAGUCUCACUGAACCUGAUCCAAGAUUCUCCUCCCUGGGCUUGCUGCAGCUCUCUGAUCCUGGAAUCCUCUUCAGUUCCAGCUAGGAUGCUGCAUCAGGCACUUCGUAGAUUUGGUCAAAAACUGGUACGAAGACCUACACUGAAGGAACCGGUGGCUACGGAUGACCCACGGAGAAGCCUGAACACUCUGGAUUUAGUGGCUCGGGUUGUGGGCCGCACAGUGGGUAUAGGUGUGUAUAUCCUGGCUGGUGAGGUGGCCAGAAAUCAAGCAGGACCAUCCAUUGUGAUCUGCUUUUUGGUGGCUGGCCUGUCUUCUGUGUUGGCUGGGCUGUGCUAUGCAGAGGUUAGCGCCCGAGUUCCCCAUUCUGACUCUACAUAUCUCUACAGCUUUGUCACUAUAGGUGAACUCUGGGCUUUCAACGGCUGGACCCUCAUACUCUCCCAUGUUGGUGAUAAAGCCAUUGUGGCCCGUGCAUGUAUCUUAGCUUUUGACAACCUGCGUGGGAACAAGAUCUCUCAGACCCUGCGUGAGAGCAUCUCACCACAUGUUCCUCGUGUCCUUACAGAAUAUGUAGAUAUCUUUGUUGUGGGUCUUGUGUUUUUGCUCAUAGAAUUCCGGAAUCUGAGGUAUGUUUGGUCUUUCCCAGUUACCAAAAUGGCCACAUUGGUGAAACUUUUGGUUCUCAAUUUUGUCAUCAUCUCUGGCUUCAUUAAGGGGGACCUGCACAACUGGAAACUCACAGAAGAGGACUAUGCAAUGGCUGGACUCAAUGACACCUCGAGCUUGGGCCCUCUGGGCUCUGGAGGAUUUGUGCCUUUUGGCUUUGAGAGGAUUCUCCGUGGAACAGCUACCUGUUUCUAUGCAUUUAUAGGUUUUAGCAGCAUUUUUGAAAAAGUUGAAGAAGCCCGGAAUCCCCAGCAUUCCAUCCCCAUGGGCAUUGUGAUUUCACUGUUCAUCUGCUUUUUGGUGUAUUUUGGUGUCUCUGCAGCACUUACACUUAUGGUGCCUUACUACAAGCUUCGACUUGGGAGCACCUUGCCUCAGGCAUUACUCCAUAUUGGCUGGGCCCCUGCCUACUAUUUUCUAGCUUUUGCAUUUCUGUGUAUUGUUUCUGCCAGGCUCUUGGGCUUUAUGUUUCCCAUACGUCGAGUAUUACACAGGAUGGGACAGGAUGGUCUCCUGUUCCCUGUCCUUGAAAGAAUCCGUUCCCACCCAUUCAUCCUUAUCAUGACCACUGUGAUCUUGAGCAUUAUUACAGCAAUCAUGGCAGUCUUCUUUGGGCUCACUGAUCUCCUGGACCUUAGGUCAGUUGGAUCCCUGAUACCUCACUCCCUGGUUGCUACUUCCAUUCUCAUCCUCAGGUAUCAGCCUGAGGCAAAGGCAGGGGAAAAUGAAUCAGAGGUGCUGGAGGAGAAUGGUCAUACAGUAGAGAGGCUGACUCUACAGGGACUACUUUUUCCAGGCAGCCCCACCCCCACUCCACUCUCUGGCCGGGUUGUCCGUGUUUGCUCCGCACUGCUUGCUCUGCUGCUAAUUCUUCUUUGCCUGGUGCUGGCCCAGUGGCCAGUUCUGCUUUCUGGAGACCCAGUGUGGAUUUCAGUGGUUGUGGUGCUCCUGGUGCUCAUCACUGGGCUCACUGGGGUCAUCUGGAGACAGCCUCAGAGCUCUAGUCCCCUUUACUUUAAGGUCCCUGCUCUGCCUCUGCUCCCACUACUGAGCAUCUUCAUGAAUGUUUGCCUUAUGGUGCAGAUGACAGCUGCCACCUGGGCCCUAUUUGCUUUCUGGAUGUUGAUUGGGUUUGCUAUCUUUGCCUAUGGGAUCCAGUACAGUCUGGUCUCUAACUCCGCUUAAGUUAGGGCCAAAAGUGUAGACCUUGAACUAAGCAGUACCAGUACAUAUUUGGUUUGACAUCAUCACACCUGAAUGCAGUCUUGUCUCUCUGCACAAUAUUGGAGAGUCUCUUGACUGCAUGGAAAGCUAGGCCUCCAAAGGGAUGUUGGUGGGUGAACACUAAUAGAGCUCAGUGUGUAUUGUGAAGGAUGUGUCUUUGCUCUUUCUCCUUUUUUUUUUCUUUUAACCUGUCUACUUUUGAAUUGUGUCUGUAGCUGCUUA
This is a messenger RNA of Prionailurus viverrinus (fishing cat), 2364 nucleotides long. Its product is annotated as cationic amino acid transporter 3-like. Gene Ontology annotation, biological process: amino acid transport; transmembrane transport. Gene Ontology annotation, molecular function: amino acid transmembrane transporter activity. NCBI's taxonomy places the organism in Eukaryota, Metazoa, Chordata, Mammalia, Carnivora, Felidae. The record is from RefSeq and is a predicted model, not a curated record. Gene Ontology annotation, cellular component: plasma membrane.